Messenger RNA from Pimephales promelas (fathead minnow), 3844 nucleotides. NCBI's taxonomy places the organism in Eukaryota, Metazoa, Chordata, Actinopteri, Cypriniformes, Leuciscidae. The record is from RefSeq and is a predicted model, not a curated record.
AUGGUGCUGAUGCAGAUCUUUGACUAUCAGAAGAACCGGAUUAGUCAGUGGACGAACAUUUCCUCAACGGAGUGGAUAUUGCAGCUUUCUCACGAGUUGAACCCAGAGGCUCAGAUAGGGAAGUACACGCUAAAGGCUUUCAUUGGUGAAAGAACAAUCUCCCAUGUUUUUGAGGUGAAAAAAUAUGUUUUACCAAAGUUUGACGUGACUGUAAACACACCACAGAUGUACAGCGUUGGAGAUGAGGGACUGAAUGUUGAGGCUUGUGCCAAAUACACAUAUGGCCAACCUGUACCUGGUCAAGUCUUGGUGGAAGUAUGUCGUGAGCUGUUUCCAUACGCCGUGGCUCCUGAGUUGACCCGUUGGUGUCUGAAUCAAACCGCAGAGAUGAAUGCCACUGGCUGUGCCUCCCUUACCGUCGACACCUCAAUGUUUUUCAACACCAAAUUUGAAAAUAGAAUGCAAGACACUUUUCUUGUAAAUGUGAACAUCACUGAGGAGGGAACAGAUAUAGUGAUGUCAAAAUCUGCUACAGUGUCCAUUACUUUUGAAGUCGGCAAGGUUGCGUUUGUGGACAUCCCUGAUCAUUUUGAACCUGGAUCAGUGAUUAAUGGAAAGAUCUCAGUGUCUCGUUUCGAUGGUACUCCAAUUGCAAACAAAGUUGUUUAUCUCCUGGAUGGGAACAGCUGGCCCAAUAAACAGCUGAUGGAUCUGACCACAAACCAGAAAGGACUAGCCACAUUCUCUCUCAACACUGCCAAUCUUCCUAAAGCUGCUCUCAAUCUUCUGGCAAGUGUGACCCCAGCAGUUGUUUAUAGUUACAAAUCGCCAUACUUCACAACAGAUUCAAGGGUUGUUCAGCUUCUCCAACCGGGUUCUUUCAGUAACCCAUCUAGUGCACUGACUAUAGUGACGCUCGAGCAGCCGCUCAAAUGUGGUGCUACGUUUCCAGUGACCGUGGAGUAUUCUUUUGUUGGAGAGGCUGGUGGCUACAGCACUGACAUCAUCUUUAUGGUCUUGUCCAGAGGAAUAAUCGUCCUCCAUGGAUUUCGGACGGUCACAGCGAGGGCUUCUAAUACAGUCAUGAGCGGCUCAGUGUCGUUCCAGCUGUCUGUCAGUGUCGAUAUGGCUCCAGUAGUGCAGAUUCUGGUUUACUGCGUUCUGCCCAGUGAGAAUGUGGUUGUUGGCAGUGCGUCAUUUGACACUGAAAUGUGUCUCCCAAACCAGGUGUCUCUAAAGUUCUCUCCUGCUACGGCCGUUCCUGCGGAGAAAUGUUCUGACGGUUACCCAAACAGCAUUCUGGAAGAGCCAGAGUGUCUAGGUUUUGGACCCAGCCCACCUUUUGAACCCAUUCUAGCUCUUCGUAGAGAUCGCCGGGGUUUUUGGAUAAAUCCUCCCUACAUUUCUCCUACGAAUCAAGCUUACACAACCUUCAUGAGCAUGGGAAUUAAGGUAGCAACAAAUCUCGACGUGCAAGCCCCUCCGUGCCCGGAGUAUCCCAGAUUCCCAGAAGAGAUGAGAUUUCAUGGUCUUCCUGUAGACAUGGAAAUGGCUGCUAUGCCUGCAGCUGAAGUGGCUCCGGCUGAAAUGGCUCCUUUAAAAGCAGAAAGUGGUGGAAUUGACACUAACUCCUUUGAAGUGACAAUCAGGACCUACUUCCCAGAAACAUGGCUCUGGGAGCUUGCUGAAGUGGGAGACACUGGAUCCACACAACUUCCCCUCACUGUUCCUGACACCAUCACCACAUGGGAGACUGAGGCGUUCUGCCUGUCCUCUAAAGGUUUUGGUCUGGCUCCUCCUGCUCUGCUGACGGUCUUCCAGCCCUUCUUCCUGGAGCUCUCCCUGCCGUACUCCAUCAUCCGUGGAGAGUCUUUUGAGCUGAAGGCCACGGUCUUCAGCUAUCUGUCCAAGUGCAUCAUGGUUAAAGUAACUCCAGCUUCAUCCACGGCCUUCACUCUUAAACCAUAUACUGAUCCGUAUUCAUCCUGUCUUUGUGCCAAUGGGAGAAAGACCUUUAAAUGGGUUCUCUCAGCUUCAGUUCUUGGAGCCGUCAAUGUGACUGUCAAUGCUUCAGCUGAACCAUCGCAGACUCGAUGUGGCACUGAAAUCGUGACUGUACCAACGAGAGGACGCAUUGAUGUUGUCACUCGAAGUCUACUUGUCCUGCCUGAAGGAGUUGAACGGACAAACACCCAGAGUUUUCUACUGUGUCCAAAGGGAAACAUUCUUUCUGAAGAUGUGACUCUGAUGUUUCCAACAAACGUGAUUGAAACUGAGCAUCUGACCAAUCCUUCAGUCCUUGGGGACAUAAUGGGUCGUGCACUGAAGAAUCUGGAUCGGUUAUUACAGAUGCCGUAUGGCUGUGGAGAACAGAACAUGAUUAUUCUUGCUCCCAACAUUUACAUCCUACUGUACCUUGAAGUAACGGGACAACUCACCGCACCCAUCCGAGAGACUGCCACAGGCUUCCUUAAAAGUGGGUACCAAAGACAACUGAACUACAGACACAACGAUGGUUCUUACAGCACCUUUGGUAAUGAUGAAUCAAAUACAUGGUUGACUGCCUUUGUCAUGAGGUCUUUUGGUCUAGCGAGGCAGUUUAUCUUCAUUGAUCCACAUGUCCUGCAGAGUGCAAAGGAUUGGUUGAUCCGCAAACAGGGUUCAGAUGGUUGUUUCAUUCAGCAGGGAACUCUGUACCAUAGUGAAAUGAAGGGUGGAGUUGGUGAUGGUGUGACCAUGACUGCCUACAUUGUUGCAUCGCUGCUGGAACUAGGUGUCCCCACCAUGGAUCCGGUAAUUACCAAUGGUCUGUCAUGCUUGAGGCCUGUCGUUGGGAACCUGGUAAACACUUAUGUAACUGCUCUGCUCGCCUACACCUUCAGUCUGGCUGGAGAGACCACCACUCGAUCACAGCUUUUAACUUCCUUGGACAACCUUGCCAUUUCUAAUGGUACUAAUCUCCAUUGGUCUCAGACGACAUCUGGUGAUACUCUGGCGGUGGAGAUCAGCUCUUACGUGCUGCUAGCAGUUCUCGCUGUUCAGCCUCUCACAACGGCUAAUCUGGGCUAUGCUAACCGCAUUGUCAACUGGCUCGUGACCCAGCAGAAUCCCUAUGGAGGCUUCUCAUCCACCCAGGACACAGUGGUGGCUCUUCAUGCCCUGUCUGUGUACGCUGCUCAAGUGUUCAGCUUGGACGGCUCCAGCUCUGUUACCGUACAGUCCUCAGAAGUAGGUGGAGACUCCUACAGCUUCAAAGUGAAUCGGGACAACAGGCUGCUGUAUCAGGAGAAGCGGCUGAAGAACGUUCCUGGCAAAUAUACUGUUAAAGUGUCAGGAUCCACUUGUGUGUCUGUGCAGGUUGCGUGUUUCUACAACAUCCCAACACCUGUUAAAUCUGCCAAAACGUUGAGUGUCAAAGCAAAUGUGAAUGGAGACUGCCAACAACUCGGCGCCAAUCUCAUGUUAAACUUCACAGUGAAAUACGAUGGUGUAAAAGCAAGCACUAACAUGGUUGUGGUUGAUAUUAAGCUCCUGUCAGGGUUCACGGCAGAUAAGUCACUGCUUGAAUUAUUUGACCCGAUAAUUGAGCGAGUUGAUCUUGAAGAUGAUCAUGUCCUGGUGUAUCUAAAAGAGGUUCCCAAAGGCGUCCCCAUGAGUUACACUCUGCAGCUGAAUCAGGUUCUUAAAGUGAACAAUCUCAAGCCAGCGGUCAUACAUGUGUAUGACUACUAUCAGACAAGUGAUUCAUUUGAGACCACCUACACGUCCCCCUGUCCAUGAUCUGAUUGACUCAUGACUUAAAUAAAACCGCUUUUAUUCAAUCAGUUCUCUUGUUGCCAGUUUU